Messenger RNA from Blepharisma stoltei, 2191 nucleotides. The record is from the annotation of a GenBank genome assembly. Lineage: Eukaryota; Ciliophora; Heterotrichea; Heterotrichida; Blepharismidae.
AUGAUGUUUUAUUUCUUUUUACUCGCAUCAAUUUGGCACGGUUACUCUUUGCCCCCAUUCCAGAACGGUAUCAGUAUCCCUGUAUUCAAAAAGAGCUCUUCCACUGAACUCAACAGCCAUAAAAACGUAUAAACUACAUAGAACCAAUAUUCCGUCGAAAUAAAUAUUGGAAGUCCUGUUCAAACCUUUAGUGUCCUUUUGGAUACAGCUGAAUCCGUAAUUUUUAUUCAGUGACUUUGGGUUGUUUCUGACGACUGCCAAAAUUGCCAGCCAAUAUCAAGAUCAUUUUCGCCAUCAAAAUCAAACACUUAUACAAGCACAGCUCUAUCAACAAUUAUUAAUGUAAACUUUAACUUAGGUUCUGAACUCAACAGCAGGCGGCACAAUUGGGACUGACUGGGUAUGGAUUUGGGAAUCCCUUGACGUUGAACAAUUCUUUGUUCUUAUCAAUGAAAAUUUCAUAGACAUAGAAACUUUCUUCGCAGACGGAGUUUUAGGCCUUGGCUUCAGCCAACUGAGCAGCGGCUAUUCUAAUUUUAUAGAGACCUUGAAAAUUAAGGGCGCUAUUGAUCGUGCAAUGUUUUCAUUGUAUUUAAGCUCAAAAGGAGAUGAUGUGGAAGAUGCAAUUCAUUCGAAUUUGAUACUAGGAGGAUACGAUUUAGAGAAAUAUUCUUGGGAGACUCAGCUUACUUAUAAAAUUAUGCAUAAAUGAUCAUUAUUUUUAAAUAUUUAAAAUUAAAACUUAUUUAAUUUAUAAUGAAAUAUUUAAAUGUUUCAAAUACCUCUGGGUACUGGGAAGUCCCAUUAACAGCUGUCCAUCUUGAUGCGGGACUUGACAUCGAAGCCAAAAGUGUAACGUUUGAUAUCGGGACUUCUAUGAUUUUAGCAUCAUUUCUGGACCAUUCCACAAUAAGAGAUGCGUUUCGGUUCUACCCUGGCUGUGCAGAAGAUGCGGACAAUUACAUUUAUUGUGAUUGCCCUUUUCAAAAUUUCACGAAGAGUUACCCAGAUCUUACCUUUUUCUUAGGCGCUGCAGGCAUAGAGUUUAGGGUUUCUCCUUAUCAUUAUUUCUAUUGGAAUGAGACAACCGAGCUUUGUUUACUUUUAAUUGGAGAAAAUACAGGAGAAAAUUGGGUAUUGGGAGACGUGUUUUUGAGAGAAUAUUAUUCAGUGUGAAAUAUGGAUGAUUCCACUAUUGGACUAGCUCGUGCUAAACUUGAUAAUGUCCCUAACUACUCCAUCCUUGAUUGAACGAUUUUUUUGAAAAAAUUCCAAAAUUAAUAAUACUUGAUAGAAAGAUUCGAAUAUUAGAGAGAAUGAAGUAACUUCCUGCCUCAGAUCUAAGUACCUAUCUUUGAUAAUAAUGAAUUUUGUUGCAAAAUUCUAAAGCAAUUUCUAGCACGUUUGCUAAUAUAUUUAAUAUUCUAUCUCUUAAUAUUAGAGAAUAAAAUAAUUUAUGUAUCCUUGUACUCACCAUAAACAGCAAGAAAAACUGCCAAUGGAGAAAUCUGCUUGGAGACAAUGGCACUUGGUUCAACAAAAUACCCAUUUUCAGAACCAAAAGGCUAUCCAAGCCGAUUCCUCUCAUCAGCAAGUCUAUUUAUGGUUGAGGCUAAGGCUGCAUAAAUAAGAUAAAAAUUAAUAUAAAAAAUUUAAGUUUAAUUUCUGUAUUAUUGAUAUUUAGCAUCCAACUUAAUUUUAAAAUAAAUAGGACUUGAAAAAAUAUAAAUGAAAACUGCAAAUCUCUGUUGAGAUUCCUAUAAGACAGCUGCUCUAACCAUUUUUUUCUGUCUGUGUUUCUGGGUAAUAACGAUCUAUGAUGGUGCAUAAAUUAUCCUGCAGGUCGUUCAAUCGAACUGAAGGGAGUAAAGAAAAAAGUUCUGGUGAAGGAAUGAGCUUGACAUCAAUCAUUAUGAUUGCAUCAGGAGCUGCAAUUUUAGGCAUAAUUGUAGCUGCAGUGCUUUAUAAAGUGACGAAAAAUCAAUUAAGAAAGAAAAAGAUGCCAUUGCUAUCGGUAAGUGUUCACUCUUCAGAGGUACUUCAUUAUAAUGAUCAAUCCUCUUCAAAUCCAAGCUUAGUAGAAAGUGUGAAUGAGUUUUCAUCGGAUUCAAUAUUAAAUGAACCUUUGGUUGAGAUAAAGCCUGACUUUAUAGUAGUCCCAGCAAAUUUAUCACAAUAUGCUAAGAACUAA